GACUAGUGAUGCAGAUCAAUAAUGACAACAUUAACUGGCAUAGUAUUUACCAACGGUUUUCUUUGACUUCUCACAAUGCAUUAGAAUCGUCUGAAAUUGGUUGAGGGAGGGAGAGCGAUUCCCGUUAAUCAAUGUUCAAACAAGGCUCGAACACUGAUAUGAUUUGCUGUACCUUAUGCUGUGUGAAGCAGUGUUUUCGACAUAAAUCUAAUGCGCAUAUGGUAUUUAACUACAAAGCUGACAAUACUUGAUGCUGUAAACGCAACGGAACUAUCGGAAUUCUGUGAAACUAAAUGUAAUGGAUUAAAUGGAGGGUACUUUGCAUUUGAGGGAGACUGUUGCAGAUUUAUAGUUUGUCAGCUAACACAAAGUAGAUUUGGACCUGGUCAAUACAUUGGCUACAAUCAAACAUGUAUGUACCCACUUGUAUGGGACGACGAAAUUGGGGCAUGUAAUGAUGCUAAGAAUGUUGAGGGAUGUACUGAGGACUGUCAUACUCCACCAGAACCAACGCCAUUUGUUACUCAAUAUGUUGUUAAGAAUGCAUCGCGAAUGUUACUCAAACAACCAUGUAUAUAGUUACAUGUCUACUGACCCCCAAUGUUUCUUUGUGGAUGAGAACUUUGAAUCGUUGGUUUGCUGCGGAAUAUACAGCGUAUUUGACCUAGAGGAAUGCGCUUGUGUUGGUCCCUCUGGCCGUAGUGAAUGCGACUGCAUACUCUGCCUGCCAUUUGUGAACAAUAGAGUACAGGAUAUCAUCCAUGAUACAUACACUGAAGUUAGGGGCGUCACUAUAAGUGA
Messenger RNA from Owenia fusiformis, 801 nucleotides. NCBI's taxonomy places the organism in Eukaryota, Metazoa, Annelida, Polychaeta, Sabellida, Oweniidae. The record is from the annotation of a GenBank genome assembly.